UCAUCGCGGAGUAUCACGUCAGUUAACCUCUGCCCUUUCACAGCUUAAUUGAAACGACGAUUCGCGAAGGAGACGUGCAGGUGUUCCACGGUCAUAAUUAAACGAAAACAACCUCCCGCCCAUGUGGAAAGUGUUGAACGGCGCUCACUACCCGAUACGCUGAAAAUCAUACAUCAGCAUUCCGACGCAUUGGCUAUUUAAAAGCCCUGUCACCCAAGAUGAACAGCAGUGGACAAGCGUAUCCCCUCGCUUCUCUGUAUGUAGGCGACCUGCAUUCUGAUGUUACGGAGGCCAUGCUUUACCAGAAAUUUUCUCCUGCUGGACCCAUCAUGUCGAUCCGUGUGUGCCGUGACAUCAUAACACGCAGAUCUCUGGGAUAUGCCUACAUAAACUUCCAGCAACCAGCUGAUGCGGAGUGUGCCUUGGAUACAAUGAACUACGAUGUUAUUAAGGGUCGGCCUAUCAGAAUAAUGUGGUCUCAGCGUGACCCGGGACUCAGGAAGUCUGGUGUGGGAAACAUCUUUAUCAAGAACAUGGAUGAGUCGAUUGACAACAAGGCACUGUAUGAUACCUUCUCAGCCUUUGGCAAUAUUUUGUCCUGCAAGGUUGUUUGUGACGAGAAAGGGUCCAAAGGCUAUGGAUUUGUUCACUUUGAAACUCACGAGGCUGCAAACCGGGCCAUUGGAACCAUGAAUGGGAUGCUCCUGAAUGAUAGGAAAGUUCAAAAGACAGGUAAUCAGUUGGAAUCUGGCAUUGUCAACCCAAAGGCCCAUUUUCUGGGGGGAACAUGUCAGUUCUUCCUGCUUAGUUUUGUUGGCCACUUUAAGUCCCGCAAGGAAAGAGAGGUGGAGUUUGGCAACAAAGCUAUGAAGUUCACCAACGUCUACAUCAAAAACUUUGGUGAAGACUACACUGAUGAGAAACUCAUGGAAGUCUUUACUGCAUUUGGGAGGACUCUCAGUGUGCGAGUGAUGAAGGAUGAGAGGGGCCGGUCACGAGGAUUUGGCUUUGUAAACUACGCUAACCACGAGGAUGCUCAGAAGGCAGUUAAUGAAAUGAAUGGAAAGGAGAUCAAUGGGAAGAUCAUCUAUGUUGGUCGGGCUCAGAAGCGGCUGGAGCGCCAGGGAGAGCUCAAGCGCAAGUUUGACCAGAUCAAACAGGACCGCAUCCAGCGCUAUCAGGGGGUGAAUCUGUAUGUGAAGAACUUGGAUGAUAGCAUAGAUGACGAGAGACUCCGGAAGGAAUUUGCCCCUUAUGGCACCAUCACCAGUGCCAAGGUCAUGACAGACGGCUCCCAAAGCAAGGGCUUUGGCUUUGUUUGUUUCUCUUCACCUGAGGAAGCAACAAAAGCAGUGACUGAAAUGAACGGGAGAAUUGUUGCAACCAAGCCACUGUAUGUGGCUCUGGCUCAGCGGAGAGAGGAGCGUAAAGCGAUUCUGACCAAUAAAUACAUGCAGAGACUUGCUACCUUGAGGACCAUGACGAGUCCGAUCAUUGACUCUUACCAGCAGGCCGGAUACUACAUGACUGUACCACAGCCUCCCACUCGCUCCUUCUACAACCACAAUGCUGUCAGCAACAUGAGACCAGUGCCUCGUUGGACAGGACAACCCCCAAGACUACAGGGCACCUAUUCAACCCAGUUUGUUGGUACCUCUGUUCCCCGACGUGGAUCGACCCCCAUCGCUACAGUCAGACAGGCCUCCACCCAGGCUCCGCGCAUCAUAAGCUCCACACAAAAGACAAAUAACAUUGCCACGCAGACUGUAGGAGGGCGUACUGACAUGCCUGGUAUGACCAGAAGCGGCCAGUACAAGUACUCGUCUGCAGUGAGAAACGUCCAGCAGGUCGUUACUGUACCUGCACCCAUGACGAGACUACAGGUUAUUCCUGCACCUGUGAUGGAGCAACCGGUGCACAUUCAAGGCCACGAGCCGCUCACCGCCUCGAUGUUGGCUUCAGCUCCACUCAUGGAUCAGAAACAGCUUCUCGGGGAGCGAUUGUACCCGGUGAUCCAUGCCCUUCACCCAAACUUGGCUGGAAAAAUCACUGGCAUGCUGCUGGAGAUCGACAACUCUGAGCUGCUGCACAUGCUGGAGACACCCGAGUCCCUGCAUGCUAAGGUGGACGAGGCGAUUGCUGUCCUGCAGGCUCACCAGGCGAAGGAAUGCUCUCCUAAGAAGUGAAGAGCCCUUUCAGAUGUCAACGACUUUCUGGAGGAGGGAAAAAUAAAAAUAAAAAGAGUAAAAUUUUGAAAAAGAGAUUUGUAAAAGUUAAAGCUAUUUUGUUGUUGCAAUACCUUUUGGUUAGAAGAUAAAGUUUACAGUAUAUGCAUUAAA
Perca flavescens (yellow perch) is the source of this 2339-nucleotide messenger RNA. RefSeq names its product poly(A) binding protein, cytoplasmic 1-like (gene pabpc1l). The record is from RefSeq and is a predicted model, not a curated record. Lineage: Eukaryota; Metazoa; Chordata; Actinopteri; Perciformes; Percidae. The transcript has 17 exons. Gene Ontology annotation, molecular function: RNA binding. The coding region runs from base 219 to 2186 and encodes 655 amino acids.